CCGCUGCGUAGCCGAAGCUCCACCACACGACACCCCGCAAAACGCCAUGCGUGCUCCUGCUGCACACUUGUCCCCCGCCUCCUCCGCCGUGCCGUCACGCAACCACGGACUCCUCCUCCACCUCCGUUUCCUACUCUCUUCUUCAGUUUCUCACCUCUCCGCACGAGAAAAUUCGAAUCCCCCUUCCGGCUGCUGGUUUUCGUGCCAGAAACAGGCGAUUUUACCAGUGCCAGUUAGCUCUCGCCUUCCUCCUCCUCCAUCGUGCUACUACUCUGUUCUUCUGGAAGAACACUGGUCUCCUCGCCUACCUCAGUCACCACUCACCACACCAGGUGCGAGCUAUAAAAACCGGCACGCCAAAAAUCUUCAAAACCACACAGAAACCUCAGAUCUCCGAGGCUUCCCAAGCGAGUCGACGAAAAUGCCCGUGAUGGCUCCGACCGCAUCUCUUCUCCUCUCCCCGAGGCCGCUGCCGGCGAGCCGCCGGGUCCCCUCGCUCCCGGCGCUCUCGGCUUCCGGUCGCCUGCGCCUCCGCCGCGCCCGCGCCGACACACGGCUCCGCGUGGCGGCGCCGCCGUCCGUCCCCGGGGAGGCGGACCAGGCGCCCGGGGAGACCGAGCCGAGCACGUCGUCGGCCGACGAGAAGUUCGUGUGGAGGGACCACUGGUACCCCGUGUCCCUCGUCGAGGACCUCGACCCCAGCGUGCCCACCCCGUUCCAGCUCCUCAACCGCGACCUCGUCAUCUGGAAGGACCCAAAAUCCGGCGAGUGGGUCGCCCUCGACGACCGUUGCCCCCAUCGCCUCGCGCCCCUCUCGGAGGGGCGGAUCGAUGAGACGGGGUGCUUGCAGUGCUCAUACCACGGCUGGUCAUUCGAUGGCUCCGGCGCGUGCACCCGGAUCCCGCAGGCGGCGCCCGAGGGGCCGGAGGCCAAGGCUGUGAGGUCGCCGAAGGCGUGCGCGAUCAAGUUCCCCACCCUCGUCUCGCAAGGGCUGCUCUUCGUGUGGCCCGACGAGAAUGGGUGGGAGAAGGCCACGGCUACCAAGCCUCCGAUGUUACCGAAGGAGUUUGAGGAUCCUGCGUUCUCCACGGUGACCAUCCAGAGGGAUCUGUACUAUGGCUAUGAUACAUUGAUGGAGAACGUCUCUGAUCCGUCGCAUAUAGAAUUUGCUCACCACAAGGUCACUGGUCGAAGAGAUCGAGCCAGGCCUUUGCCAUUCAAGAUGGAAUCAAGUGGUGCAUGGGGAUAUUCAGGGUCAAAUUCUGGAAACCCUCGCAUCAGUGCAACUUUUGUGGCCCCUUGCUAUGCACUGAACAAAAUUGAGAUAGACACAAAGUUACCCAUUUUUGGAGAUCAGAAAUGGGUCAUAUGGAUUUGCUCUUUCAACAUUCCAAUGGCCCCAGGGAAGACUCGUUCUAUAGUUUGUAGUGCUCGGAACUUUUUCCAGUUUAGCAUGCCAGGAAAAGCAUGGUGGCAGCUUGUCCCUCGAUGGUAUGAGCAUUGGACUUCAAAUUUGGUCUAUGAUGGUGAUAUGAUAGUUCUGCAAGGGCAAGAGAAGAUUUUCUUGUCUGCAUCGAAGGAGUCUUCUGCAGAUAUUAAUCAGCAGUACACAAAGAUCACGUUUACACCCACGCAGGCUGACCGUUUUGUUUUGGCAUUCCGGGCAUGGCUAAGGAAAUUUGGUAACAGCCAACCUGACUGGUUUGGAAAUCCUAGCCAAGAAGUGUUGCCUUCCACUGUCCUUUCAAAGCGUGAGAUGCUAGAUAGAUAUGAGCAGCACACACUGAAAUGCUCAUCUUGCAAAGGGGCAUACAACGCCUUCCAGACUCUGCAAAAGGUCUUCAUGGGAGCGACAGUGGCGUUCUGUGCAACUGCUGGGAUUCCUGCGGAUGUUCAGUUCAGAUUAUUGCUUGCCGCUGCUGCUUUGGUUAGUGCCGCUGUAGCGUACGCAUUUUAUACGCUCCAGAAGAAUUUUGUAUUUGUAGAUUACGUGCAUGCUGAGAUUGAUUAAACAAGCAUGACAUCUGAUCUGAGAUCUGGUGAAGCGACAUCACACGAUCAUUUGUGCAACGUAAGCUAGGGAAUAUAGAUUGUCGGUGGAUAUAGUCUAAUGUUGCAUUGUAGGCAAUAGGUUUGUAAUUUGUAUUAGCUCUUCGGAGAUGAUGUACAAAAGUUGAAAUGAAAAAUGUAAUUUUGCUCAUCAUGGCCCAAUGACUUUUGAUUGAUGACUGAUGAGUUAUUCUCAA
Molecule: messenger RNA, 2246 nt
Organism: Oryza sativa Japonica Group (Japanese rice)
Lineage: Eukaryota; Viridiplantae; Streptophyta; Magnoliopsida; Poales; Poaceae
Product: pheophorbide a oxygenase, chloroplastic-like
Cellular component (GO): cytoplasm; chloroplast thylakoid
Molecular function (GO): chlorophyllide a oxygenase activity; pheophorbide a oxygenase activity; 2 iron, 2 sulfur cluster binding
Source: RefSeq, a predicted model, not a curated record